AAAGUAGAUUCGACGGCAAGCAAAGUCAUCCACAUUCUUGCUCGAUAUCUUCCUUUCGAGAGAAGCGUGCAGCAACCGGCGAUCAGUGCACCUCGAUGAGGCCGCCUACCCCACUCUCCACAACAGCACUGCAUCCCUCCACUUCCCCUACUGUUGUGAUCCCAUGAUGAAGCCAUUGCCGAUCGGAUGCCAGCUCAAACCUCAUCAUCUACUCCUCACCGACGACGUUUCCCACUCUCCUAUAAAUCAGCAGACCCUCCCGAUCUUUCUGCACCGUGAGCAGUCAUGAAGCCCCUCUACUCCAUCUUAGCUCUUCUCCUCGUCCUCUUCGCCUCUUCCUGCCUCCAAGCCACCAUGGCAGGCUCAGCGUUCUGCGAGUCCAAGUGCAAGGUGAGGUGCUCCAAGGCGAGCGUUCAGGACCGGUGCCUCAAGUACUGCGGGCUGUGCUGCGAGCAGUGCCGGUGCGUGCCAUCGGGAACGUACGGACACAAAGAUGAGUGCCCCUGUUACAGGGACAAGUACACAGGCAGUGGGAAGAGGAGGCGACCCAAGUGUCCUUGAUCGAACACCUUUGCGGCAUCUCCGUAUCUUUCGAUACUUCUCAAUGGAUUAUGAUGAGAUAUACGUAUAUACAGAUAUGUUGUGUGUGUGUUUAUAUAUACAUAAAAAAGAGAGUGAUAUGUUGUCGAUAUAUUUCAUACAAAUAAAUAUUAAAAAAAGCUUUCCACAAGUAUAAAAUGAAACAAA
This is a messenger RNA of Musa acuminata AAA Group (dessert banana), 747 nucleotides long. Its product is annotated as peamaclein-like. NCBI's taxonomy places the organism in Eukaryota, Viridiplantae, Streptophyta, Magnoliopsida, Zingiberales, Musaceae. The transcript has 2 exons. The coding region runs from base 286 to 561 and encodes 91 amino acids. The record is from RefSeq and is a predicted model, not a curated record.